This is a messenger RNA of Fonsecaea nubica, 1635 nucleotides long. RefSeq names its product acetolactate synthase, catabolic. Gene Ontology annotation, biological process: butanediol metabolic process; L-valine biosynthetic process. Lineage: Eukaryota; Fungi; Ascomycota; Eurotiomycetes; Chaetothyriales; Herpotrichiellaceae. The record is from RefSeq and is a predicted model, not a curated record. The transcript is spliced from 2 exons. Bases 1 to 1635 code for a protein of 544 amino acids. Gene Ontology annotation, molecular function: acetolactate synthase activity; magnesium ion binding; flavin adenine dinucleotide binding. Gene Ontology annotation, cellular component: acetolactate synthase complex.
AUGAGCGCCUCCGACGACACGGUCGCCCAGAUCAUCGUCAAUAGCCUAUACAAUGCCGGCGUGCGCUUGGUGUUUGGCGUGCCCGGCGCCAAAAUCGACGCCAUCUUCGACUGCUUGAUGGACCACCCCGAGAUCAAGCUCAUCGUGGCCCGACACGAGCAAAACGCCGCCUUCAUGGCCGCCGCCGUGGGGCGCAUCACGGGCAUCCCAGGCGUCUGCAUCGGCACCAGCGGACCAGGGGCGUCGAACCUCGCCACGGGCCUCGUCACGGCGACGACGGAGAACGACCCAGUGGUGGCGCUGGUGGGCUCGGUGCCGCGCCACAUGAACCUCAAGCGUACGCACCAGAGCAUGCGCGCCCUGGACAUCCUGGGCCCGACGGCCAAGGUCGCCGUGGGCAUCGACGUCGAGGACCAGGCCGCCGAGGUCGUCCUCAACGCCUUCCGGACCGCCAGCGCCGCGCCCCAGGGCGCCACCGUCAUCUCCAUCCCGCAGGACGUCGCGCGGGGCAGGUCGAGCAUCCUGCCGUUCCCGAGCGACGCGUUCGUGCCGCCCAUGUACGGGCCCGCGCCGCGGCAGACGCUCGACCACGUGGUGGGCAUGAUCGAGCAGGCCAAGCUGCCCGUGCUGUUCCUGGGCAUGAGGGCGAGCAGUCCGCGCGUGGUCAGCGCGGUGCGGCGGCUCCUGUCCAAGUUCCCCUUGCCGACGGUCGAGACGUUCCAGGCCGCGGGCGCCGUGCCGCGCGAGCUGGUGCACCUGUUCUACGGGCGCGUCGGCCUCUUCCGGAACCAGGUCGGCGACAAGCUCCUGUCCAAGUCGGACCUGGUGCUCGCCGUCGGCUACGACCCCGUCGAGUACGACGCCAACCUGUGGAACCCGCGCGGCGCCCGCCACGUCGUCCACAUCGACUUCACUGCCUCCGACUACGGCACCUACUACCACCCCGUCGCGGAGCUGCUGGGCUCUGUCGUCGAGAACAUCACCUACCUGGCCGACCACCUCUCGCAGAUCUCCGAGCCCACCAUCUCCGACCUCUGCCAGGGCUUGAUCAGGGAGUACACCAUGUGGCAGGACAGGCCCGAGGUGCAGGGCUCGUCGUCGGGGCUGGUCCAUCCGCUGCACUUCAUCACCACCUUGCAGGGCAUGGUGUCCAAGGACACGACCGUGUGUGUGGAUGUUGGGUCCGUUUCCGACGGUCAACAAACGCUAGGCGUCGCGCUCCCGUGGGCCAUCUCCGCGUCCUUGACGCAACACCCGACCCCGUGCGCGGAAAAAGUCAUCUCCGUCUCCGGCGACGGCGGCUUCAUGUUCUCGUCCCAGGAACUGUCCACGGCCGUCCAGCAGGGCUGCGACAUCACGCACGUCGUCUGGAACGACCACGCCUACAACAUGGUCGAGUUCCAGGAGGUGCUCAAGUACGGGCGCGCGAGCGGCGUGCGUCUGGGAGGCGUCGACUUUGUGCGCUUCGCCGAGAGUUUUGGCGCGAGGGGCUUCCGCGUCGAGAGCGCCGACCAGGUCGAACCGGUCCUGCGUGAGGCGCUGGCGUAUCGUGGCGUGAGCGUCGUCGACGUCGCGAUCGAUUAUUCCGGCAAUGUCGAGUUGGCGAGGAACGUCAUCGCGGAUGAGUGGAAUUGA